AUGAAGAUAUCGCAAGACGACAUUCACAUCAUGCGCAACCGAUUCGGCGUGCCAUGCGGGAGGGUGAUGGUGCUCGUCGAGAGCCUGUUGCAACCGAACUUCGAUUUCAGUGAAGGGAGAAGCACACCGGGCGACACCAGCGCCUUGGCCCACGAGACCUCUGCAGACACGGGGUCGCAGUCGGAACCUACACAAGCAUCUAGCCCAAGUUUCCUCACGAAAGGUGCUCAGAAAGCAUUGCUGGAGAGCCUUCCGGAGCAAUCAAGAGCGUACAUCUGUGAUGAGCACGACGUUAAGUGCUACGUUGAGCAGUGCGAGCGGUAUCUAACUCUCUCCGAAGAUUUGCGGCGGUUUGCAGAUCCCACUAACUUGCACCGCAUAGUGACCGUCACCGGUAUGAACAAGACAUACGGACGUCUGGAGCUUGCGGAGGUUAUCGAGCGGCACACCAACGUCAAAGUGAACCCUUUGAACAUUGCAUUUCGCUUCAAAAGCAACGGGGAACAGGACUCCACUGCAUGGGUGCUGUGUGACAGCACCCGUGACGCCAACCGCAUCAUCGCAAAAUUACAGGAAGUGGCCGUGCCUAAACGGUACCAGUACGGCGCGUUGAUGGGAGCUUCUUUUCUAUACGCUGCUCGGUCGUCAUUGUUUCUGUCUGACCCGGGUUUGGACUUCGUGACGAAGAAGAGCAAGUAUCAGGUGUUUACCCUGGGUUGGCAACCGGAUAUAGACGAGGAGGAGCUGACGCACCUGGCCAACAGCCUCAAGUUUUUCCCCAAGUCAGUGAAGGUGGUCAGACUGCCUGGUUCAGACGGCACAAAAGAGGAGGUUGGAGCGUUCUUUGAGUGCGACCGUAUGCGGAACACCAAGAAACUGAUGGUCCGUUUGCACAUGUUGAAGCGUCGCUGGAAGAUUCCGGAGCAUUCCCCCUUCUACGCCUACCCUAAGACGGCGGAUGUGCGUUGGGCUUCUGAUAACGGUGUGUAUGCUGAGGACGACCCGGCAGACGACUCCGACUUGGAUGAGCCGGUACACUACUGA
This is a messenger RNA of Babesia ovata, 1044 nucleotides long. RefSeq lists its product as uncharacterized. Bases 1 to 1044 code for a protein of 347 amino acids. The record is from RefSeq and is a predicted model, not a curated record. NCBI's taxonomy places the organism in Eukaryota, Apicomplexa, Aconoidasida, Piroplasmida, Babesiidae. The transcript is spliced from 6 exons.